Hypanus sabinus (Atlantic stingray) is the source of this 2670-nucleotide messenger RNA. It is a transcript of the gene lsm11, whose product is annotated as LSM11, U7 small nuclear RNA associated. Gene Ontology annotation, biological process: mRNA 3'-end processing by stem-loop binding and cleavage. Gene Ontology annotation, cellular component: U7 snRNP. The transcript has 4 exons. The coding region runs from base 871 to 1992 and encodes 373 amino acids. The record is from RefSeq and is a predicted model, not a curated record. Lineage: Eukaryota; Metazoa; Chordata; Chondrichthyes; Myliobatiformes; Dasyatidae. Gene Ontology annotation, molecular function: U7 snRNA binding.
GUUUAGUUGCAUUAGCAUAUGCAAUCGGUCUAUAGUUGCGUACCGCACGUACAUCCGCCACUAUUGUUUCUACCCAUUGACUUAAUCAUGUUCUAAUCGACGUCUCUUAGCUACCUCUCAUUAACCCACCAUUGUCUUCUAUAUUCUUAAUAUUUCAUUCUCCUACUAAAUUGGGUACAUGCAUAGCAAAUAGCAAACUCAGACUAUAUAAUUUACAUCUUUUAGCUUCCUCUCAUUAACACACCAUUGUCUUCUACAUUCCUAAGAUUUCAUUCUCCUACUAAAUUGGGUACAUGCAUAGCAAAUAGCAAACUCAGACUACAUAAUUUUGAUUACACAGCAAACAAUCUCAACUUUUAUACUCCUAUAGUAGCCGUACAUUUUAAUUCCGGAGGUCACCCUCAGGGUGGAGGAGCAAAUCUUGUAUUCUGUCUGGGUAACCUCCAGCCUGAAGGUACGAAUAUCCAUUUUAACAUGUUAUCCCUUUUUUUUAAAAAAAAUCCCUUCCUCUCCCCUAUAUUCCUCACUCUGGCCUCUUACCUGCCUAUCAGCUCCCACUGGUCCUCCUAUGGUCACCACUCCUCUCCUAUCAGAUUCCCUAUUUUCCGGUUCUAUCUUUACUACCCACCUGGUUUCACCCAUUAACCUCCAGCUAUCCUCCUUCUCCUAGAUCCCCAGUCUUUUACUCUUCGUUCCUUUCUAGUCCCGAAGGGUCUCAGCACAAAACCCUUUUACCACGUUACCACGUGGUAUUAAUUUUUAAUAUAAUUUUUACCACGUUAAUAUACUUCCGCUGUAGACUCACGUCGCUAGAAUUAGACUUGACCUGGCUGGCUUGCAGAAGGCAGGCAUUACAGUACUGAAAAUAUUAUGCGUAACGCCCGCAAUUUAAAGAUGGCGGCUUGGAAAGUGCUCUAUUCCAGCGAGGGCCGAUUACCCAGGCUGCAGAGCGAGAGCGGGAGCUGUGAGAAGAUGGCGGAGCCCCGGAGCGGGCCGGGGUCGGCGGCCGCCGGUGAGAGCGAGCCUGACGGUGAUGUGGGCGGGGGGCUGCUUGACGUCAGCUCCCCGCACUUCGACCCGUACCUGGCGUUGUACAGCCCGCGGCCGCCGCCACUGCCCUUCCCGUCCGUGCGCACUUUUAACAACGUGGCCGAGUACGAGUCGUUCCUGCAGCGGCGGUCCCGCGCCCGCACCCCGGGCCCAGGCCCAGGCCCAGGCCCGGGCCCGGCCCGAACCCGCGGCAGCCGCCGCGCAGCGCGGGCUGCCUCCGACCCCGAGAGGAUCGAGCGGCUCAAGAAGCUGAUGGUGGCGCAGCCGGACAGCGAGGAGAAGCCGCGAUGCCGCCGGAGGGACCGCGCCCCCAAGAACGUGAUGACCAGGAUGGCCCUUCAUGAAGGAAGUCCUCUGGGUGAACUCUAUCGGUGUGUCCAGGACAGAAUAAAGAUUAGUGUCCACAUCAGGACUUUCAAAGGACUUCGGGGUGUUUGCUCAGGAUUCUUGGUGGCAUUUGAUAAAUUCUGGAAUAUGGCACUUGUUGAUGUAGAUGAGACCUUCAGGAAACCCAUUCUUGGGAAAGCUUUUUACAAUGAACCAGUGCUCACGGUUGGCAGGCUUUUUGAUCGGCUAAGGCUUCAAGAAUCCAAAGGUGAGGAACCCAUUUCCAAGACUACAGAACAAACUGGCUCGUUCCCAAAGAGGAUUGUGGAUAGGGAAGUUGGACUGGAUAACAGCAAAAGUCUGAGCUGUAGUGUUACAGCAGAACCUACGCAACAAACUUUGGACACUAUAAACCUGCCUCUGCAGAGCAAAGCUGCAGGUUGUGAUCUGUUGAAGAGGAGUUCCAAACAGGUGGGCUUGGGGACAAGGUCUCAUGCAAGCGAGAAACAGAAAAGUAAAAAAACCAAGGUGGAUUAUCAGCAGGUUUCUCAAAGGCACCUGAAACAACUGUUCAUCCGGGGUGAAAAUAUCUUGCUCAUUAGUAUAAGACAAUGAUAAAUGCAACCACGCCCAAAGGCUUGAUAGACUGGCCUUAUAGAAUAUUUUAACAAGUAGGCUAGAAGGUGCAAAUGUGUAUGCUGACUUUAAAACUUCAACUGCCUGGAAAUCUGGCUGUUAACUUCCAUGAGUAGAAAAUAAUCUGAGUUAAUGAUGUGUUUGAACAGUAAACAUAAACAUCUUGUUUCUGCGCUGAACUGUUGUGAAGUUAGUUUACUCAAUGGGAACUUGAAUACUGAAAUUGUUCAUGCAGUACUGUUGGAAGUAUAGAAUUUUGAUGAAACUGUUGUACUCACCUGACCAUGUUUAUUUUUAUUCUGUUGCCCUUUGAUUGAAAUGUGUUUCAACUACCAUUCUAAUAGUGGAUGAUUUGCUUCAGAACUGGUAUUUCGUGUAUUUUUCUGCCUAAAAUGACUUUGGAAAUAACGCUUUGAAAACGCUCCAGCCUAGGGUUGAUGUGAAGUAAAUGGUGUAGGUGUCUAAGGAGAAACAUUCUUUUGUGUUUGGUGAUCUUGUUAUGUGGACUCAUCAUGGUAAUGUAAGGUGGCUUUUUGGCCUAAUAUGUAUUUGCCAGAAAUUUCAUUUGUGCUUUCUAAGUAGUCUGGUCAUUUUGUUUUCAUUUUUGUAAAUGAUUGCUCUCAGAAUUAAAAGGUGCAUUCCUGAUUGUUAGCUCCA